Oxyura jamaicensis (ruddy duck) is the source of this 2521-nucleotide messenger RNA. It is a transcript of the gene ZDHHC3, whose product is annotated as zinc finger DHHC-type palmitoyltransferase 3. The transcript has 7 exons. Gene Ontology annotation, biological process: peptidyl-L-cysteine S-palmitoylation; protein targeting to membrane. The coding region runs from base 101 to 1000 and encodes 299 amino acids. The record is from RefSeq and is a predicted model, not a curated record. Lineage: Eukaryota; Metazoa; Chordata; Aves; Anseriformes; Anatidae. Gene Ontology annotation, cellular component: endoplasmic reticulum; Golgi apparatus. Gene Ontology annotation, molecular function: protein-cysteine S-palmitoyltransferase activity.
CGGGACCCGCACCGGGACGGCAAACGGGGCCGCUGCCGGCCGGCGGCGGCUCGCAGGGCGGCGGGGCGGCCUGCGGAGGCAAGUAUGGACAUAAUAGCCUAUGAUGCUUACUCCAGUCCACCGCUUCAGAGAUAUUGAAAGGAAACCUGAAUACCUACAGCCAGAAAAGUGUGUUCCACCUCCUAGCCGCGCUUCCCUGGGAACAAUGUGGUUUAUUCGAGAUGGCUGUGGUAUUGCAUGUGCUGUCGUCACCUGGAUGCUGGUGUUCUACGCCGACUUCGUAGUCCUUCUUGUCAUGCUAGUUCCAUCGAGAGAUUACGUUUAUAGUGUCAUCAAUGGCACGCUGUUCAACACCUUGGCUUUCCUUGCUUUGGCUUCCCAUUUUCGAGCUAUGCUGACAGAUCCAGGUGCUGUACCCAAAGGUAAUGCAACAAAGGAGUUCAUUGAGAGUUUACAGCUAAAGCCAGGACAGGUGGUUUACAAGUGCCCAAAAUGUUGUAGCAUCAAACCUGACAGAGCACAUCACUGCAGUGUUUGCAAGAGGUGUAUUCGGAAAAUGGACCAUCACUGCCCAUGGGUCAAUAACUGUGUAGGAGAGAAUAACCAGAAGUACUUUGUACUGUUUACAAUGUAUAUAGCACUGAUUUCCCUGCAUGCUCUAAUUAUGGUGGGAUUUCACUUCUUGUAUUGCUUUGAAGAAGACUGGACAAAAUGCAGCUCCUUCUCUCCACCAACCACAGUGAUUCUCCUCAUCCUCUUGUGUUUUGAGGCUCUCCUAUUUCUCAUCUUCACCUCAGUUAUGUUUGGGACCCAAGUACACUCCAUCUGCACUGAUGAAACGGGAAUAGAACAGUUGAAAAAGGAAGAGAGAAGAUGGGCUAAAAAAACAAAAUGGAUGAACAUGAAAGCAGUAUUUGGCCAUCCGUUCUCUAUAGCAUGGCUUAGCCCAUUCGCAACACCAGACCAAGGAAAAGCAGACCCGUACCAGUAUGUGGUCUGAGGAAUUCUUGACCAGCAUUUCCACUAAGAUAGAAACAUAUUACAGCACUACUGUUAUAAAUUUUCCAUGAAUGUUUAAAAGAAAAAGCAAAACGAACUUUUUUUUAUGUCUAUUGAAUGGCUGAUAAUUGCAGAGAAAAAAAAGCCCUGUAUUCCACUAUUUUCGAUAAUUCUAUAUCUCUGGCUGAACCUGCUGCUGUUGCUUUUUCUUUUUUUUUUUCUUCAUUUCUUUUUUAUUAUUAUUAUUUCUUUAAUCUUGUUAACUCUACUGGCCUUUGUUUCUCUCUGCUUCUGUAUGGCAUAACUAAUGUGGAGGGGAUCCUUUCUCUGUUGUGACCCACCUCUUCUGAAUAGAUUCUCAUGCUGUCUGCUGACUGUGAUGAGCUCUGUGGAAGACAUACGAGUGCCAACAGUCCUACACAGUCACCUUUGGACUUCCUGAAGGAGCGCGUCGCUCUUUCAUAAGUGAACUUGAACUGGGAAGUAGACACUUCACUUUAUCAAAAGGUGCGAGACAAGAACACGACACAGCAAGAGAGCCAGUUGACCUGGUGAUCACACACAGUUGAAGUAUUGCAAACAAAUGUUGCCAAGACCACUUUUCCCCCCCUUUUUCCUUCCAGCCUUGGAAUUGGUUCCAUCUUUCUGGCAUUAUUUUGUCUGUUCCCUCCCUUGUGCACAGGACAUUGUUGCUGUCUUAGGGUAACUGUGGCAGAUGAAGAAGAUUGUUUGGAUUUCUUUAAAUGCCUUAUAUUUGCAGGAAAGAAAGAAAGAGAUCUAAUUUUCAAGUGUUAGAGUAGCAGGAUCAUCUUGUUUGUGUGUGUUUGUCUUGGUAAAUGAGUUGUUAGAGCAAUGCCUGCUUAACAGUGUUAAUGUGAAAAACUGACGUGAAUGCUCAGAGGCAGACAGAUUACUAUAAAGACUAAUAUUGACAGGAUGUGUAGGUACACCAGGGCGAUUGAGGCUCUAUUCUUAGCAUUGCCCUGGUUUUAGAGCUUUGUAAAUCUUUUCUCACGUUUAUGCAUACGUGUGUAUGUGUGUAGAUGCACACAUGUGCGUAUGUACUUCAAAUUGGGAAAUGCUGAAGGUAAGGAGCAUGCAUACUGUUAGGAGCCGUGUGGUGGUGAAAGUGGGAGGGACAGAAGGCAUUCCAGAAACGGGUAAAGCUAAGCCAUGUAUAACUGCAACGGGCAUCUUGUGUUCAGGUAGGAAUUUUAUUAUAUUUUUGGAUCGCGACUCCCGUAGGCUCAUCAGAAUAUUGCGAACAAAGGAAAAAUGCAAAUCGGCAGUGUCCAUGAAUUCCAGGGAAUCUUUUCUUUCCUUGGUUUAAAUAAAAUCGUAUUUUUGGAAGAUGACCUGUUUAGACUGCUUCAAAGCCAUUGGGGAAGGGAGGGAAGUCAGGGAAGGAGAAAUUUAGUGGAUGUCUCAUUUUGGAAGUAAUGUGAAUGCUGCAUCUUUUCAAUCUGUCAAUGCUUCCAUAUGGAAAACAAAUGCAAUAAAACUUUUCCAAAAAAAAAAAAAA